AUGGGUGAUAUUGGACCUGCCGGAUCUCCAGGAUAUAAUGGUACCCAGGGCCUACCUGGACCUGGGGCCAGUUCCUGUGUUUACAAUAUUGCAUCCAGCCCUGGUAUGGUAACAGGUUCGCUCGCCAGACAAGAAGUGCAGGUGACGGAGGCAAACGUAAGUUACAGAUCAGCUCUAUAUUGGAUUCAGAAGAAGGAAUGAAUCAUUUCAUUGGCAUUUGUUCGAGACGUUCUCACUUAAGGGUUCUUCAGAUGCCCCCAAAUAAUAGAGGUUUGAUAUUUAAAGGAAAUUUUAGAUUUUUUUUAAUUAAAGGCAGUGCAAAAGAGCUUUUCUUCAGUUUCGACAACUUCAAAAAUAUGAUUUCGGUUUGUAAGAACUUGCAAAGAGGAUGUCCCAGAUUGUGGCAGUCGGCUUUUGUCACUGCAUUGAUAGUGUAAAAUGUGCACCUACCUAUUCAAAAAACAGGAGAGAAAUGUUUAAGUCUUCUGCACUUCGAACUCUUGACGUCAUUUAUCAUUAUCAUUAGUUUCAUCAUUCUUAUAUUACCAUUGAUGUUAUCUUUUUUUUUUCUGGCAGAAUACUACGUUUAUUGGUGUAAACUGUGAUACAAAUGACGCAAAAUUUGUUAAAUUAUCAAGCACCAUCUCAGGUGGCAAGAGAACCUACAAGUGCUUUUGCGAAGGUACCCUAUCUCUUGGAGUAAUAAGGCUGUAUUGCUACAUGCACUACUGGAAGUGUCAGUCCUAAAUAAGAAAACGUUAAGCCAUUCCUUUUAACAGGGCCCUUUUUAAAGACAAUAAUAGUUUUUAACCAGAAACGAGAUGAAGAGCAAUUUAGGCAGUUUAACAUGAGUGCUGCAGUAUUAACAACUGCCCUGACUAUAUCAUAUUUUUUGUCGUUAGUAGCUUACUUGUUUUCAAAUGUGUCCAGUAACAGAAAAAGGCAAAUAAUGAUUUCAUCAAAUCCUAUUGUUAUGGAUAUUAAUGGCUUAUUGUAGACUUAGCCUUUCGGCAUUAAGGAAGGUAACAGAGUUAGAAGUGCAGUCAUCUUCUUUUGUUCGUUUAACAUUUAUCCAUUAACUUUUCUUUAGCUUUAUCAGAAACCGACAUUUUAAGAGACGAGCCAAUGAAUUUUCCAAGAACAGUAAAAAUAAUUUAAUUUUGCCAGAAAUCUUUUUGCGACAUUAACCGCUUAGCAGCAAUUUUACAUACUUAACCCAGUACUCCCCUCUAAGGUUGAUUCCAAGGGAGUGUGUGUUCUUUUUAUAUGUUUAUCUGUAACUGAGAGAAAUAGAUUUUCUAUCGAAAUGAAGAAAUAGUAUUGUAAUCGUUACAUGACAGGGUCAAACCGGGAAGAAAUAGAUGAAGGUAAACAACGACUUUCUACCUCUAGAUUUGGCUUGUUGCGUUUGCCGCACAUAAAAAUCUCGCAACAUGCAUGAUACCUUUGCUUCACAGUUUCAUUAUGAGAAAAAGAAAAUCGUUCAAAAUUGGGCCCCAAUAAUCAUCUACCAAAGUGUGUUUUGAUGAAAACAAACAGACGGAUGCAUUCUUCACUGGAAAGCUGUCGGGGCCCAAUGAUUUACCAGAGAGUGUUUCGAAAUGGGUUUCCCAGUCUUCUGCCCGAUAUCGUAAGUAUCAAACGAAAACUAUAUUCCAGCAAAUGAUUAGUAUUUGUGAGACAAUACCUAAACGUUUGCUAGCCCAUCUCGUCUUCAUUCCGAACAAAUAUCUAAUUUUCAGGGGUGCGAUUCGAUUGACCAAGCCAUUCCAUUAUUUCUAAAGAAGUUGAUAAAAUGUUGGGCCAGAAGCGAGGCGAAGACAUUUUGGAGCAUUUUGCUGUAUUACAUGAGUAUUACCGAUUGUCUAUUUUAUCAAAUUUUAUGUUCUUGGUGCGUUGUUUUUUUCGAAUUUGCCCAGUGAUAGUGAGGGACAUAUUAUGCUUGUCGAAUUCAUGUAUGUUGCAAAUAUUGGUAAACGGACAAUUAAAGGUGUAUUGCUAAAUGUACUACUGGCCCUAAAAGUAAACGUAAACUAUUCGCUUAACAUGAUUCUUUGUAUCGAAGAUGAUGGGGAUGUUAAACCAGUGGCCACGGGAAAACAGAUUUAACUGACCUGUAUGUUACACUGCUUAACAAAUUGUCUGUAUUAUUAUAAACACUGAC
Molecule: messenger RNA, 2164 nt
Organism: Pocillopora meandrina
Lineage: Eukaryota; Metazoa; Cnidaria; Anthozoa; Scleractinia; Pocilloporidae
Source: the annotation of a GenBank genome assembly